Molecule: messenger RNA, 6164 nt
Organism: Hymenoscyphus albidus
Lineage: Eukaryota; Fungi; Ascomycota; Leotiomycetes; Helotiales; Helotiaceae
Source: the annotation of a GenBank genome assembly
UACCAUCUCUCCUCUCCCAGGAAUCGAACCUAUGGGAGACGUGGGAGACUUUCCAGAAGAAUGUACGACGCAAGACCAACAAUGUUCAUCGACAAAACCGAGAAAGCAUGGCAAGAUUCUGACAUCGCCACCGCUGAAUCAAUCCCGCUUGGGAUUGUUUGCACAGAUGGCCGGCAACUUUCACGGAGUUAAGGCGUUGAGGACUUGUGUGUGCCAAUUUCACCACCCAGCUCGCAUCUUCAAAAGCAAUCGUGCGAAUAAUGAAAGGAUGCAAUCGUGAUGGCCUCAGGGCUAGGUCGUAGAUGACAUGCAAACGAAAUGAAAAAAGACACGACCGAGUAACACCUAUUAAGCGGGCCUUACUGGAUUGAGUCCGGUGAAGGAAUUUAUAUGAAGAAAAUCUUUGAAAAAGGCGCACAGAGUAAAUAAUGACAAACUCGGGGAAUACGGAUGGAAUAUGCAUAUAAGACUGAGCAAAGCGGGUAGGGUUGAGAUAGGCCGAGAAGCAUGGAUGCUGAUGCUCCCGAAGGAUUGGAUUCUAUUGUCUCUCUUGCCAUUAAUAGUGACGGAGUAGCUCCAGCUUGUCAAACGGUCAGGAAAAUGAGGCGGCCGCUUUUGAUGAUGUGAAGGGAGGAUGAAAAGAACUUCGGCUCAGGGUUCCUAAUGGAGGCCUCUACUCUCAGCUGCCGAAUCUUUGUCAGCAUGUCUAUGUUUAUGUCUGCUCCCGUCAAAUCAAAACGACCUGGAGGCAUCCCCCAUGAAUAAGAGAUCCGCUUGAUGAACGGCAGCGGCUCAUUUCCCGUGAUUGAACUACGCGAUCUACGUCACAACUUCACAAGGAACGAUAUGGCAAUACUUAUAUCUUGCGCACUUUUACUCUUUCCGAUGCUGAGAUCUGUACAGCAGCUUGAAUUGGUCAGCUUUCAAGCGACACGGGCUCCGACGCGACAAUUUUUCAAACAAUGAGGCUCGAGUACGGCAUACAAUACCUCCCAAGGUCUUUCCUCUGCACCUCAGAGAGUGAUAGGGUGGUCGUCUACUCGUACCUUCGUCAGGAGAAAGAGGAGCAGCUCCAUGUUGAUCUUCACAAGGCCAGCUGGGCGUGGGAUUCUUUCCACGAUGAUCGAGCAGUGUGACCACCGCCCAGGUUUUGUCGGGUUGCCGAGCUCAGACUGGAAUUCAUCGAGGUCACGCUACUACUUUUGACAUUUUAUACGUUCUGCUUCUACUCUAUAUAGCCACUCUUUCUAACUUUAUUCGGUUUUAUGCCACUACUUUUAGCCAUCUUGUUCUUUUUCGGCUCUUUUUCUUUAUAUAUCUAUUAGGUUGUUGGUUAGUUGCUACUUGGAUAUGCUCGUUUUGUUUACUUACUCUCGGCUACAGUAGCGGCGUAGUUGCCAGCACAAAGAAUGGUUUCUCUUCGACGUGAUCCGAAAGAUGACUCGAUAUGAAAGAGGCAAAAUCUUCUCGUGGAGCACGCUGCAGAUGGGUGAUGCUGACUUCAAUACUCCUCCGCAAUGACCGCAAACAAAUGUCUCCCUUGCCUGGAAACUGACACAUGACAACGCACGUGGAUUGUCAUCUGGCACUGCCCUGUCCUUGAUGAGAUUAAUUACAGCACUGGCAACACACCAGAUCUGUAACCUUACGUGUGCGACGAAUAAACCGCUCUCGUACCUGCCUCUCCCCUAUAUACGACCCAUGCUGAGAAUCGUGAAUGGGCGACUGGGCAACUCGGCGGUGACCAAUCACCGCCCCGCACUAGCGUUAGCUGGGCCGGCUGUGUGCGUCUGGUCCAUGCCCCUCUACUACACCUCGGGAGGUCUUGACAAAGAGCAACGAUCUGCUACUGCUCUUCAUACAACACAAUACCACAACUUGCUCUUUGCCCAUAACCACCAAGUAACUAGGAUCCAUUCACGAUAACGCUUUCCCACGAGCUUUCCCCGCCCUCUCCUGAAUUCUGGUUGUUCAGGAAGUAAGCGGGAGACGUUCACCCGCAUAACUCCCUUCUCCACGUCACCGGUCAGCCUGCCUCUGCCAUUCUCGAGUCCAAAUACUCGACAGCUUUGCAGAUUCCCACCAGAGUCUGCCAACUGUUCCGAACCGGAACAGAUUCUUCUCUCGCUUUUUGAAUGCCCCCUUCAUUCGAUCACGACGGAAAUAGUAGUCCAAGUGGUACUUCCCCGCCCCGCAAGUCGACUCAGAAAGGAAAUAUAGGUGGAGGUGCAGCACAAACGAGAAACGGAAAGAAGAAUGGGCAAGCGAAGGAUGUUUCUGGAGGCGGCGUGCUGGCCGCGGUGACCAAAAAUGCCUCCAAGAACUCGUAGGUCUCCCCUCUAUACCUGGGGGCAGUCUGACUCGGUGGGGUCAAACAUCCAGCUGACUGGCCACCCACAGUAGUAAGAAUGCGAAGGUAUUCACAACUCCUCCUUCCACUGAAUCUCCUGAGUUGGCUCCCGUUAUAUCCCCACCAGUUGGUCCCCCCUCGCCUCCAGCGGAAUCCCUAUCUCCGCCAAGUGGAAAUCCUGUCACAUCCCCCCUGCUCGAUGCUCUUUCAUCAGCCGCGAUAGCCCGGUCCUCAACACACAAUACAAACGAAUGGGCAAAGAACGUUCCUGCAUAUUCCAGUUCACCUAGUAAUCUUAUCAAUUUGGGAGAAUCACCACCAACCUUACCUUCAUCGUACGAUGAGAGACUAGCUGGUUUUGGCUGGACAACGAGAGAACAGAGAGGAACCCCGCCGACUGGGCGAAUACCGUCGGCGUCUCCUCCUUCUAGAACUCGUCCUCUGAGUUAUCAUAUGGAUGGGAAUUAUCCGCAGCUCUCUGACGAUAACCGCGCCCAAAUGUCAGCUUAUGCUGCUAGACGAAGCUCCAUGUAUGCCCAACACCCGAGAUUCCCUCAUCCGCAGCACCCCCCACUUCCUCAUCAGGCUCAAGCACAUUUCUACGGUGCGCCAGAUCCAAAUAUUCUUCUCUCGCCGCCUGGUCCUGGUCUUACACCUGGAGAGAGUGGAUAUUAUUGCGGGUUUGAUAGCGUGUCUUCCUCUCCAGAUCCAUCUAAGCCGGCAGAUAAGGUUAUUUUGACUGGUUACGAUGGAGGGAUCAAUAUCCAUACCGUCACAAAGAGAGGAAUCGGUAAACUCUCUACCCUUGACAACCUUCGAGGUGGAGUAUAUGGAGCCAAAAUAAUUCCUAGCAAUGUUUUGGACGGCGUCUCUAAUAAUUUCCCGCUGAUUGUUCUUGUAAUACACGGUCCAGUGUUGAACUCUGGUAGCUCUGUUGAUGGAGACGAUAUUGGAGAUGCAGUGUCGGUUGCUCAGAACGAAAGUGUGAGAGGCUCACCAAAUAUGCACGGCAGACCCAUCCUUGAAAAUGAACCGCUGGAAUACUACCAGACUACAGUAGAAGUGUACUCCUUGGUUACCAAGCAAAACGUGGCGACCCUUUUAUCGCUUCCUCAAACGCCGCUGCCUGUCCCAAGCAAAAGCUCAUUGUUCAAACCCCCUCCGCCAGUUGGAGCGUUAACUAUUCGCGGGGAUGCCGCCAACGUCGUGAUUGCAUCAGGAAAUACUGGAGAAACUUGGAUUUUCCGGCUCCAGCCGAUAGCGAACAGCAAAGCUACUGAAUUUAGAUGCAUCGGAAAAGUAUGGACCGCUGUACAGCAUGGGAUUUCAGUCGAAUCCAAUGGGUUGAAUGGUCUCGCCGAUGGCGAUUGGUACUCUACAGACACCGUGGAACGGAAGCAGUACAAGGCAUCAAUUUUGUCGUUAAGUGGACGGUGGCUUGCUUUUUGCCCUUCUGCACCCUCUUCUCAAGUUUCCUUGCGCGCUGUCGUACCCGGCAUUUCGCCUCACACGAAAGUUCCUGGCCUCCUUUCCCAGGCUCCUCCACAGCUGCCAUCUGUAAAUUGUACAGUAGAGACACCUGGAGGUGAGAGUAUGGUAAAGCAGAUUAUGCAAGCUGGGACACAGGCUUUGAUCGAAGGAACGUCUUAUAUCGGGAAGCACAUUGGAAAGCAAGGUGCCAAUGUUUGGAAUUCCUACUGGAACAGAACCUUAACAAAUCAGCCAACGAAUGGUGGGAUCCCUUAUCAAACCCAGCCAAAUACUGCCUUUCCUCCCACACAUGGUGCACCGACACAAGCUCCACCUGUUGCCAAAGACCCAGGGUUGGUGUCAAUUCUGGAUCUAGAGUUCCUCGCCCAUCAUUCCUCGUUCUCCGCGUCACCUCACCCGCUUGCAACAUUUAAAAUCCCACAUGGGUGCAGUUUUCUGUCAUUCGCUCCUAGUGGUCUAGCACUCUUUACAGCUAGCAGCAAAGGGGACAUCCAAAAUGUGUGGGAUCUCAUGCGGAUCCAAUACUCGAAGUCUUCAUUCCUCAAGGGGAACUACCAAGGUUCGGAUGUCAGAGGACCUCAUGUGAGGCAAAUUGCCCAGUUCUCGAGAAUGACCAUUGCGAGAAUCGUCGAUGUAGUUUGGGCCUCACCUCAUGGGGAACGCGCUGUCAUGGUCACAGAACCUGGAACGGUUCAUAUUCUUGAUCUUCCGGCCAGUGCGUUUACGUGGCCUCCACCGCGUCGUAGGAUGGCACCUCCAAAAUCAGAAGGGGAAACUGCAAGUACUGGUUUUACUGCUUCUGGUGUAGCUACCAAUGCGGUCAAUUCUCUUUGGACUGCUGCGCGACCACUUGUUUCUCGCCCGCGUCGAAGCAGUGCUAGUAUGUCUGCGAAAACUGUCACUGCACACGCUGGACAUGGAACACAGGCACUUGCCGCUGGGAUCAGUCGCUCGGUCGGGGCAGCAACUGGUAGAAUGAACGAAAUGCGAAAGGCAGGAAGCACAAAGUUGCAUCUUCCACGCAGCACAACGAUCCCUAGCAGAUGUUGUGUUAUUUUGUUGAAUCGAAAACAGAAUGAUUCCGUAAUUGUGGUCGCUGGUGGUAUAGUCAGACUAUACACUAUCAAGAAUAGAAGAGCAGAUCGACCUGCAGACAAACAAAAAGCUUCUCGGGGAGCCAAGUAUGUCGAAUUCCGUCUCCCUUCAUUGCCGUUCCCCGAUUACAGUCGCGGACCAGAGGCCCUGCGAGACUUGAAUCAAGCUAGCGACCUUGAGCUCACCGAAGGAGACACUGUCGAACGUCAGUGGAAGUCGAAGAAAGUUGUCUCGGAAAGCUAUCGGGGAACAGAGUCUUCCAUCCCACAGGCCGAGAUCGAGUCAAACGCACCAUACCAACCAUUUCAUACAGAUAGACGUGUGGCUAUGUUUAUAUACUCCGAUAUCGAUGCAUCGGGCUUUACGCCAUCUGUUUCUGCAUUGCUCCCAAGUGAUGCAGAACCAAAGCAAACAGCAAAACCUCAAGCACCUUGGGCAUUUGGCCGUCCUAUAAACACCAUGAAAUUAGAUGUCGGACCAGCUCAAGUCAUGGACGACGACUUGGAUUCGAUGGUAGAGGAUCUUCGUGCGCUUCCAACGUCGGCUAUCGAAAGAAUAUUGAGGGUGAAGGAUAGCAACGAAGAUAUUGAGCAGAUUGUAGUGACCACUCGGAGACGCAAGGGUGCCGCUCGCACUGGAAACAACGAUCUGGCCGAUGCAGACGAGGAGGGAUUCUUCGAAGAUGAUUGCGAGGUUCUGGACUUUGCUACUCAACGAGUCUAAUCGCCAUCCUUGGUGUACAUACACUCUCUACUGGUUCUAGAGCAAUUUAACAUUGCUCUUGGUGCUUCAAGCCUGCGUUUAGUCCCCUUUCUGAUACACCUCUCAUCCUGCGAGGGGAUUGCAUGGCCGCUUUGACGGGCUCGUUUGCUUGGUUCCUUGUCUUUAUGACAAAGCUAGCACUAUACAUCACUACUCGUUUUAUGAACGAGAUAUUAUACAUAAUGAGAUUAGGGGAUUUUUUCUUUCUUGUUUUACUGGAGUUUGGAUAUAGAGGAGAUGGGGGAUUCGCCCGGGGCUUUCGGGUUUUCGUUUGGGUUUGGGUUAUGGGUGGGGCAUAGUCAUAGGAUACUGAUAGCAUGGGUCGAUUGAUUGAGUGGGUUCGUACGUAACAUAGUUGACUGGGACACCAUUAAAUCCAAUAAAGAGGAACUUUUUUUUUUUGAAUUAAGUCGAGGUCAUGAUUUUGGUUGUCUCUUUUGUUAGGGGAAUGGGUGAUGCGAGGGUG